Messenger RNA from Ochotona curzoniae (black-lipped pika), 1664 nucleotides. RefSeq names its product nuclear factor I C (gene NFIC). Gene Ontology annotation, molecular function: DNA-binding transcription factor activity, RNA polymerase II-specific; RNA polymerase II cis-regulatory region sequence-specific DNA binding. The transcript is spliced from 9 exons. Bases 66 to 1352 code for a protein of 428 amino acids. The record is from RefSeq and is a predicted model, not a curated record. Gene Ontology annotation, cellular component: nucleus. Lineage: Eukaryota; Metazoa; Chordata; Mammalia; Lagomorpha; Ochotonidae. Gene Ontology annotation, biological process: regulation of transcription by RNA polymerase II.
ACUCAGUGAGUCCCGCGCGCGCCGCCCGCUCCGGCCGCCUGCGCCUCCCGCCGCGCCCGCCCGGGAUGUAUUCGUCCCCGCUCUGCCUGACCCAGGAUGAGUUCCACCCGUUCAUCGAGGCGCUGCUGCCGCACGUCCGCGCCUUCGCCUACACCUGGUUCAACCUGCAGGCGCGCAAGCGCAAGUACUUCAAGAAGCACGAGAAACGGAUGUCCAAGGAUGAGGAACGGGCGGUGAAGGACGAGCUGCUGGGCGAGAAGCCCGAGGUCAAGCAGAAGUGGGCAUCCCGGCUGUUGGCCAAGCUGCGCAAGGACAUCCGGCCCGAGUGCCGUGAGGACUUCGUGCUGGCCAUCACGGGCAAGAAGCCGCCGGGCUGCGUGCUCUCCAACCCUGACCAGAAGGGCAAGAUGCGUCGCAUCGACUGCCUGCGCCAGGCCGACAAGGUGUGGCGGCUGGACCUGGUCAUGGUCAUCCUGUUCAAGGGCAUCCCGCUCGAGAGCACAGACGGCGAGCGCCUGGUGAAGGCGGCGCAGUGCGGCCACCCCGUGCUCUGCGUGCAGCCCCACCACAUCGGCGUGGCCGUCAAGGAGCUUGAUCUCUACCUGGCCUACUUCGUGCGAGAGCGUGACACAGAGCAGAGUGGCAGCCCCCGGGCAGGCAUGGGGACCGACCAGGAGGACAGCAAGCCGGUCACGCUGGACACCACUGACUUCCAGGAGAGUUUCAUCACCUCCGGCGUGUUCAGCGUCACUGAGCUCAUCCAGGUGUCGCGCACUCCCGUGGUCACCGGGACAGGCCCCAACUUCUCUCUGGGGGAGCUGCAGGGGCACCUGGCCUACGACCUGAACCCGGCCGGCACGGGCGUGCGACGGACGCUCCCCAGCACCUCCUCCAGCGGGAGCAAGCGGCACAAAUCCGGCUCGAUGGAGGACGACGUGGACACGAGCCCCGGCGGCGACUACUACACCUCGCCCAACUCGCCCACGAGUAGCAGCCGCAACUGGACGGAGGACAUGGAAGGAGGUAUCUCUUCGCCGGUGAAGAAGACCGAGAUGGACAAGUCGCCCUUUCACAGCCCGUCGCCCCAGGACUCGCCCCGUCUCUCCAGCUUUACGCAGCACCACCGGCCGGUGAUCGCGGUGCACAGCGGCAUCGCCCGCAGCCCCCACCCGUCCUCGGCCCUGCACUUCCCCACCACAUCCAUUCUGCCCCAGACGGCCUCCACCUACUUCCCCCACACGGCCAUUCGCUACCCGCCUCAUCUCAACCCUCAGGACCCGCUCAAAGAUCUCGUCUCGCUGGCCUGCGAUCCGGCCAGCCAGCAGCCGGGCCCGUCCUGGUACCUGGGAUAGCGAAGGUCCUCGCCCCCCCACCCAACGCCCCUUGUCAUCACCCAAGGAAUCCCAGGGGGCACCCCAGCCAGCGCCCCCUCCCCCACGCCACUCUGUCGGUGGAAAACUAGAGCGAGCAAGAAGAGCCCUGUCACCUCCCAGCCCGGCCGAAAAGACAAAACAGCCACACGGACGCAGGAGGAACCGGAGAGAUCCCCCGUGGGAGGGGGCGCGGCGCAGACCCCCCACCCCCCGCCGAGAAGGCGGAAGGCGCGGGCGCGGCGCUCGAACUCGGUCCCUCCUGCACCUGCCGCGCCGCGCGCCCCCGCCAGG